Messenger RNA from Miscanthus lutarioriparius, 2910 nucleotides. The record is from the annotation of a GenBank genome assembly. Lineage: Eukaryota; Viridiplantae; Streptophyta; Magnoliopsida; Poales; Poaceae.
AUGCGUACUGAGCUUAUUGAGGCGGACACCAUCGAUGAAGCUACCAAACGAAUUCUCAAAGAAUUGAAGGAGGACGCUGCUGGUACUGCUAGCAGCAGCAGCAGCAGGCGCAAUGUCAUCUACUUUGACGGCUGGGAUGGGCUGGGGGCAUCCGCCGUCCUCCGAGAAGUAGGCCGACGCCUCACCGCAGCUGCUUCAGAAGAGGAACCGGAACCGGCACCGGCUGGAAGGAGAGUCCCUGCUGCCGCCGUUCUGGAGUUCGCGCAUAUCUUCCACAUCGACUGCUCCAAAUGGGAGAGCAGGAGAGCGAUGCAGAGGAUAAUCGCAGAGCAGGUUGAGCUUCCCGCUCCGGUGAUGGACAAGCUCGAUGCUGAAGAUGAGGCAGACGAUUUCCAAGGCUUGGCCAAUGGCUCCCGCGCCGAGAUACAGGGGGUGUCUGAGGCGAUAUCUGAACACAUACGGAAGCUGAACCGCAGGUUCGUGGUGAUUUUUCACAACGGGAGCAACGAGGAGAUAGAUCUUGACAGCUUCGGCAUUCCUGUAUCCGCCCGAUACUCGAGGAACAAGGUAUUGUGGUCAUUCCAAGGGAGGUUCCGGCUCUACCCAAGGAUGAAGGUCGAUAUGGCCCUCAAGGGCACUAGCACGAGGACAGAUGUUGUUCUCUCAGCCUCAGCAGCAGCAACCGCCUCCAAAGGUGACUUGUCUGACAUCUUGAACCAUGAGGCUGCAGAAGUUGCAUCGCAGAUCAAUAUUGGUGGCAUCGACUGGUCUGCGGCAGCCACCAAUUGCUUCUUGUACACCAUGAACCUUUGUGGCAUCGGUAGUCGCUUGAGCGACUAUGACUUGGUGAACCAUGGCUGCAACUACUGGACAUGUGAUGGCAUCAUACAGCUACAGCAGGGAGAUGUUGGCACUGAUGGUGAUGAAUCAUUGUGGCUAUUUUCGGAUGCUCUGCAGCGCGAGAUGAGACUAGAUACGGACUACCAAAAUCCAUACGUGCCAUCUCCGGUGGUAAAGCAUUUUCCGGAGCGCAUAUCAUACUGGUCUUCGCCAAUCUACGGGUUCACCCUGAUUCCGGACCAUCACCAGUAUAGAUGCAUUCCUAAAGGCAUGUUCCAACAACUCGACAAGCUUCAUGUCCUCAAGAUAUCAGCAUGCGAGUUCAGCUUCACAUCGCCACCGUUCCUCUACUGCAACAAUCUUAGGUUUCUGUGGCUUGACCACUGCAAGCAGGGAAGCAGCAGCACAGAUGAAGUAGCGGACGAGGAGGACCUCCGCCGUUGCUUCCAAAGGAUGUGGGUGCUGGACGUGCGCUACCCACCAACUUCUGACUUCUUGCCCGCAAGGAUGAUGGAUUUCAUGACUCAACUCAGGGAGCUGAACGUGGUCGGAGACAGCUAUCUGGGAUUGGAUCGUCUGUUGGAUGGGCGGCGACUGCGCAACAUCCGGAAGCUCCGAGUAACAGAUUCUGGUAUCCAAUGCCGCAUAGACCGGCCGACAGACUUGUUCUCGGGUAUGGACAAGUUGGAGCUUCUUGAGUUCUCCAGAAACCGUGCCAUAUUCAUGAUGGAUAGUUUGUCUGUGGAAAGCAGCUGCAGCAGCCUUGAGACUGUCAUUAUUGACGGAUCCUUUGGUUUACACGCCAGGAGGGAAAGAUACAUGGCUCAUCUACGCAUCGACACCACCCAAAAGGUGGGCACUACUAUAGGUGGAAGAUCAGCACCUGCUGAAUUUGACUGGCAUAUUUCUGUAAGGGAUACAAGGCUCCUUGGCUCGCUUGAGCCCAUCAAAGAUUAUUUCGAUUCCUAUUGUGCACAUGUGGAGAUUUCAACAGUUUCAUCCCCUGCUCAUCCUGGCGUUCCUGCUGCUACCGCAAUUGCUACCAACAAAGGUGGAACUGAGAACGGCAGGCAGCAAAUGGAAGUAAACCUGCAGCACCAGCAACUGCUUAAAGAUAAUGCACUAAACCCAUAUGUCGCCGUCACCCUUAAGUACACCAGCAUGCAGCAGCAGGAUAAAGAAGGCGACUACGAUGUUUGGGAGGAGACCAUGUGUGCAUGUCCUCCUCCCCCAUGUGUGCCAUCCCAAGGUUGCUACGUGCACAUAGAAGACCAGAUGGGGACCACAUUACAAAAUGCAAGCAUAACAGUACCAGGAUUUAUAUGUGAGAGUGCUAAGAUCUUGCAUGUGCACGAUAGCUUGUUCAUCACCAGUGGUGCAGAGUCGAGUGGUGCAACGACAUGGAACCAGUUGGAGUGGUGCAGAGUCGAGCGGUGUCCCAAGUUGAAGUGUGUCUUCACUUCUGAAAAAAUUAGAGGAGGUAGUGAAAUCGGUGUGGAUGUGUUUAAGAAGCUGAGGACACUCUGGGCGUCGCAUCUCCUCAAUGCACGCUACAUCUGGAACUGGUGUGCUGUAUUUGGAUUCGAAGAUAGAGCGUUUACGGACCUGACAUUAUUGCACCUCAGCCACUGCCCAAGGAUGACAUAUGUUGUAUCCUUGCAUGAUGCCAUGAGGGCCUUGGAAAGUUUGGAGACCCUCGAGAUCAUGUGGUGUGGUGACCUCAGUGUGGUCUUCGGUUUCUCUGAGAUCGGCGAUUAUUGGUCACAUGGAGGUCGAUGGCACUUCCCUAAACUGAAGCGUAUCCACUUGCACGAGCUCCCCAAGCUGCAGCGCAUCUGUAGUAUUGGGUCAAAUAUGUACGCACCCAAUCUCGAAACCAUCAAGAUCAGGGGCUGCUGGAGCUUUAAGAGGCUGCCAAUCAUUGGCGACAACAAGGUGGUGGAGUGCGACUGCGAGAAGGAACUGUGGGACAGGAUGGAGUGGGACUCCUUUGUGCAGCCCAAACACUACAAGCCGCUCCACUCGCGGUACUACAAGAAGACCAUGCUCAGAACCUCAGUCCUCAGGUGA